This is a messenger RNA of Perkinsus marinus ATCC 50983, 789 nucleotides long. Its product is annotated as Alpha-1,3-mannosyl-glycoprotein 2-beta-N-acetylglucosaminyltransferase, putative. Gene Ontology annotation, molecular function: alpha-1,3-mannosylglycoprotein 2-beta-N-acetylglucosaminyltransferase activity. The transcript is spliced from 8 exons. The record is from RefSeq and is a predicted model, not a curated record. Gene Ontology annotation, cellular component: Golgi apparatus. Gene Ontology annotation, biological process: protein N-linked glycosylation. The coding region runs from base 1 to 789 and encodes 262 amino acids. NCBI's taxonomy places the organism in Eukaryota, Perkinsozoa, Perkinsida, Perkinsidae.
AUGCGACAUGAACAAGGGAAUGGUAAUGGUUACGAGAAGCUAGCACAACACUAUGGCUGGGCCCUCGGAAGAAUGUUUGAGUAUCUUGGCUUCAAGCAGGUCAUCAUCCUUGAGGAGGACAUGGAAAUCGCGCCUGAUUUUUUCAACUACUUCCUAGCAACUUCGACUCUCAUCAACGCAGACCCUAAACUCUACUGUGUGAGUGCCUGGAAUGACAACGGCUACGGCUCAUCAGUUGAUGACGCCGAAAUGGUAUACCGUAGUGAGUUCUUCCCGGGUCUCGGAUGGAUGCUGACUGCAGAUUUGUGGAAUGAAGUGAAAUCCCGAUGGCCUUCUGGCUACUGGGAUGAGUUUAUGCGGCGACCUGAUGUUCGUAAGGGUAGACACUGUCUUAGACCGGAGAUAAGCCGAUCGUACACGUUUGGUGAGGAAGGACAAUCGCAAGGGCAGUACUUCGCAGCACAUCUCUCACGAAUAAAACUCAACACUGAGCUCAUUGAUUUCAUAUCGAAUGCUCCUCGCCUGCUCCACCACGUCCGGAAUGAGGAACUCUUCGAUCAAUGGCUUAUUAAUCAAAUGACCACAUGCGUGCAAGUGACUCUGAUGAGCCUCGACGGUGAGCUGUCCUCGAGUGCGGGGAGAUGCUUCCGUAUUGAAUACAGAGAUAGCAUGUACGAAGGAGCCUUUGGAGCUGCUGCCAAGAUACUGACUGCUCGAGAGUCUAGCCCUAAAUUUACCAUCAUCUCUAUCGAUGAUAUCAAGAUGAUCGCCGACAGCGAGGAUAUAUAA